AUGCUCACCCCCGGCCUCACCAACGCCCCGAUCACCAAACUCCUCCUCAUCUACACGGUCGCUGCCUCCGUCGCCCUUUCGAUCCUCGACCUCAAGCAUCUCUCGGCCAUACACGUCUCCCCACAUCUCCACCCCUAUGGACAAUACUGGCGCAUCCUGCUCUGGCAGGUUGCCGGAUUUGCCAAUUCCACGGAAGCUCUCUUCGCCGCUAUGAUUGUAUACCAUUGUCGCGUUGUGGAGCGGGCGUGGGGGAAGAGGAAAAUGGCGACCUUCCUCCUCUCCACACUCCCGUAUACCACCCUUCUACCGCCUAUUCUACUUGCUCUUCUUGUGCGUCCGUUAUCGCUCAACACAGUCGGAUACCUUCCAUCCGGACCGACCGCGUCGCUCUUCGCCGUGUUGGCGCAAUACCAUGCCUCGAUUCCGCAUACAGUGCGAUACUGCAUCUCUACUUCGGCGUCGUCGAGUGAGACCUCGAAUGAGAACUCGAGCUCCUCUAUCGGGAAAUCCCUGACCCUUCUUCUCUCCGAUAAAUCGACGACGUACCUCGUUGCCGCGCAACUGGCGCUGUCGCAGUUCCCCGGAAUGAUGCUCCCUGCCGUGGUAGGAUGGGGCGUGGGCGUCGCGUGGCGCAUGGAGCUGCUCCCUGGUCUCUCGGCGGGAAGUACAUGGAGGGUACCGGCUUGGAUGGUGGGGGAGCGAGAGAACAGGAGGAUCUCGCGCAGUGGGAACAGAGCGGGCCAGUAUGAUGAUCUACGUAGGCGAUUGGAAGGUGAAGCAGUUACUGUUGCGGCUAGUGGUGUGGGUGGUUCUAGUUCUGGAUCGGGAUCGGGAUCUGGAUCGGCGCAGCGACAGCGUCUACGGAUGGGAGGGGACUGA
Messenger RNA from Aspergillus tanneri, 879 nucleotides. It is a transcript of the gene dscB, whose product is annotated as protein dscB. The transcript has 2 exons. NCBI's taxonomy places the organism in Eukaryota, Fungi, Ascomycota, Eurotiomycetes, Eurotiales, Aspergillaceae. The record is from RefSeq and is a predicted model, not a curated record. Bases 1 to 879 code for a protein of 292 amino acids.